Cephus cinctus (wheat stem sawfly) is the source of this 2208-nucleotide messenger RNA. RefSeq names its product peptidylprolyl isomerase domain and WD repeat-containing protein 1. Bases 244 to 2088 code for a protein of 614 amino acids. NCBI's taxonomy places the organism in Eukaryota, Metazoa, Arthropoda, Insecta, Hymenoptera, Cephidae. The record is from RefSeq and is a predicted model, not a curated record. Gene Ontology annotation, biological process: protein peptidyl-prolyl isomerization. The transcript has 9 exons. Gene Ontology annotation, molecular function: peptidyl-prolyl cis-trans isomerase activity; protein binding.
GGUCUGACUUCCGUCGCUUAUUAUGAAUACGUUGCAGAAUGCUGGAGUCGUUCUAUAUUCCAUCGAUCGCUAACGUCUUUUUUAGCUAUCCGAUGCCGGGCUUACUCAUGAAUUCGCUUGCUACGGUUUACCGUCACAAAAUACUGUCAUUUUCACUACUCGUUUUAAAUAAGGAAUUCAUUCUUUCUUCUAUUUGUUGUUCACCCUACUCUGAUUUACUAUAAUCCUAAGGAAAUAAUCGUGAUGGAAAGCACGUGUAAUAAGCGGGAACACGAGGAAAACGACGCGGAGGAUGGAUGGGUCGGGCCACUGCCCUCAGAGGCAGCUCCUCAAAAAAAGCAAAAAGUUUUGGAGUACGAGCAAGUGUACUUGGAUAAUUUGCCAUGCUGUGAAUGCUAUGAAAAAUCAUACAUGCACAGAGAUGUCAUCACACAAGUUUUAGUAACAAAAACAAAUUUCAUCAUUACCGGAAGCUGUGAUGGACAUGUGAAGUUUUGGAAGAAGCAAGAAGAACUCAUUGAAUUUGUGAAGCAUUUUCGAGCACAUUUAAUGGCCAUACGUGCUAUGAGUGCAAGCUGUAAUGGGGCUUAUGCAUGUACAGUCAGUUUAGACAAGAGUAUUAAAGUUUUUGACGUUGUUAAUUUUGAUAUGAUUAAUAUGAUGAAACUCGAUUAUGUCCCAUUGUGUGCUGAAUGGGUAUUUUCACCUGGGGAUGCAAUAUCUGCUUUGGCAGUCUCCGAUGAAGAUACAAAUAAGAUAUACAUUUACGAUGGCCAAGGAACAGCUAUACCACUACAUGUUUUUGAGAAACUUCAUACAAAUCCAGUUAUAGUUAUGAGAUACAAUCCUACAUACGAGACUUGUAUAUCCGUCGACAAGGCAGGAAUUCUGGAAUACUGGACUGGUCCAAAAACAGAAUAUAAAUUCCCAAAAUGUGUAUCAUUUGAGUCGAAAUUAGAUACGGAUCUGUUUGAAUUUGCAAAGAACAGAACAUAUCCCUGUGGUCUGGCAGUGUCACCAGAUGGAAAGAGAUUUGCAUCUCUUAGCGGAGAUAGAAAAGUGAGGGUCUUCAAUUUCCUCACUGGAAAGCUUUAUAGAGUGUUCGAUGAGACACUCCAAAGAUUCACAGAACUCCAGCAAACAACUCAACAACUCCCGAACAUGGAGUUUGGUCGAAGAAUGGCAGUAGAGAGGGAGUUGGAUAAAACAGAAACAAACCUCGGAAACAUCAUAUUCGAUGAAUCCGGCUAUAUGAUCCUUUACAGUACAAUGUUAGGAGUGAAGCUUGUGAAUCUCUACACGAACCGCUGUAUAAGAAUAAUGGGAAAACCAGAAAAUAUCCGGCCGAUGCAACUAGCUCUAUUUCAGGGCAAAGCAAGAAAAACAACAGCUGCAGUAACAGUAGAAAUGGAAGCUUCGGAAAACCCAACAAUGGAAAUGAAUCGACCAGACCCGACACUCUUCUGUACAGCCCACAAGAAAAACCGUUUCUACAUGUUCACCAGACGCGAACCUGAGGACACCAAGAGUCAGGAGUGUGACAGAGACGUCUUCAACGAGAAGCCAUCUAAGGAAGACAUCAUAUCUUCCACGGAGGCUACGAACAUGCAGAAGAUUUACGACACUGCGGUCAUUCACACGGCUCUCGGCGACAUCCACGUCAAUCUUUUUGGCAAGGACGUUCCUAAAACCGUUGAGAACUUUUGCGUUCACUCUAAAAAUGGCUACUAUAAUGGACAUAUAUUUCACCGUGUUAUCAAAGGCUUCAUGAUACAAACUGGGGACCCUACCGGAACUGGCACCGGCGGUGAAAGUAUAUGGGGUGGUGAAUUCGAGGAUGAAUUCAGGUCAAAUUUAAAACAUGAUCGACCUUACACACUAAGUAUGGCGAACGCUGGUCCUAACACCAAUGGCAGCCAGUUCUUCAUUACCUUAACACCUACGCCCUGGUUGGACAACAAGCACACAGUGUUUGGCAGGGUGGUCAGAGGAAUGGAGGUCGUCCAGAAUAUCAGUCAGGUCAAGACAAAUCCUAAAACCGACAAACCCUACGAUGACAUAAGGAUAGUUAGCAUUACUGUAAAGUAGAAACAAAUUCAAAAUUAUUAGUAUCAGUUAGACACUUCAAAGGAAAGACAAUUUCAAGAAGCACCAUGUGUAGUAAUAGAUCAAGAUGUGGAGGACAAGAUUGCUGGAACAAAAUGGAGG